UGUAGGAAUGUAGAUCUCAUCAUAAACAAACAUAUAUAAAUAUAACCUAUCAGUAUCAUAUUGGCAAAAAACAAAAUGGGUCCGAUAUCAUAUAUUCCAGUAGCAGAUUUAAAACCAGAUCAACAUCAAGUAAAUUUAAAAGUAAAAGUAAUAGCACAAAUUAUAAUAGGAGAAGUAGAUGAUUAUCCCACUUGGACUAAAAUUAAAGUAGCAGAAAUUUUAAUUGGAGAUUCGACAGGAUGUAUAAUCAUGAAAGCAAUGAACGAUCAAAUAAAUUUAUUGCAACCAAAUACUACAGUAAAUAUUCAUAAUGCAAGAGUAGAAAUGUAUCGUGGAUUUAUGAGAAUAGUAGUUGAUCAAAAUACCAGUGCAGAAAUUACAAUUGAAAAUAAUAACGAGAAUAGUAUUAAUAAUAUUAAUUUAGAAAAAAAUCUAUCCUUAGUAGAAUAUCAAUACGUUCCUCAUGUUGUCUUAAACGGGGAUUAAAUAGGAUAUAAAAUGAGUGGGAUAUUAAAUAAUGGGAAUAUUAAAUGGGAAUAUAAUAUUAGAUGGGAAUAUCAAUCGGGAAUAUUAAAUGGGAAUAUUAAAUGGGAAUAUUAAAUGGGAAUAUUAAAUAGGAAUAUUAAAUAGGAAUAUUAAAU
Messenger RNA from Rhizophagus irregularis DAOM 181602=DAOM 197198, 641 nucleotides. RefSeq lists its product as uncharacterized. The record is from RefSeq and is a predicted model, not a curated record. NCBI's taxonomy places the organism in Eukaryota, Fungi, Glomeromycota, Glomeromycetes, Glomerales, Glomeraceae.